AACCCUUUACUUCCCCGGUGACUCGGUCUUCGUGAUUCCCAUCGGCCGCUAGGGUUCUCAAAAGACAUCGAGGUGACGCCGUGAGAGCUCAAGGUGACGCCGGUGUUAGACCAGGUGCAUCUAGUUGCUAGCCAUAUGAUUUAGCACCGGUACCUUUGUGUGCAGGGUUCCUUCAUUAUGUGAAUUUGAAAUCCAGUACAUAUUUAUAGAGAAUGGCAGAUUCGGUGGUAUCGAGUUUCUGGGGCCCAGUAACAUCCACUGUUGAGUUGUGUGAGAAAAACUAUACCCAUUCAUCAUAUAUUGCAGAAUUUUACAACACUAUAUCCAAUGUGCCUUGCAUACUUUUAGCACUCAUUGGACUUAUAAAUGCCUUACGACAACGCUUUGAGAAAAGAUUUAGUGUUCUUCAUAUAUCCAACAUGAUUCUUGCAAUCGGGAGCAUGAUAUUUCAUGCCACAUUACAGCAUGUACUCCAACAGAGUGAUGAGACACCAAUGGUGUGGGAGAUGCUGCUUUACCUUUAUGUCCUCUACUCCCCGGACUGGCAUUAUCGGAGUACCAUGCCUACUUUCCUGUUUCUCUAUGGUGCUGCCUUUGCCGUAGUCCAUUCUCUGGUGCGUUUUCGAAUAGGAUUCAAGGUGCACUACGUCAUACUGUGUCUUCUUUGUAUUCCUCGGAUGUACAAGUACUACAUCCAGACUAAAGAGGUGUCAGCUAAGCGGCUGGCCAAACUCUAUGUGGCAACAAUAUUUUUGGGGACUCUAUGCUGGUUGUUUGACCGUGUCUUCUGUAAGAAACUCUCUCGUUGGUACAUUAACCCACAGGGUCAUGCCUGCUGGCAUGUGCUUAUGGGAUUCAACUCAUACUUCGCAAACACCUUUCUCAUGUUUUGCCGUGCUCAGCAACUGGGAUGGAAACCCCGAGUCGUCCACCUUUUCGGUUUCUUCCCUUGUGUGAAGAUUCAGAAACCGAAAAAAGGGGAGUGACAGCAGGUAGCAAGAUUUCUCGAGUGCUUGAUGCUGGUUUCUUUUUUGAUUGUGAAAGCAAAUGUUCGAUUGAGCAUCUGGGCUGGCAGAGACAUUUUGUAUAUGGACAUCGGUGAUCGGAGUUUUGAUGUCGUUAGUUUUCGACAUGAACUGGCGCUUUCUAUGUAUUAUAUUUAAUUCUUCAAUCCAAGAUCUUUUGUUUUCUUUUUUGAUGCACAAUAUGGAGUCUCCAGAUUGUAGAUUUAAAAUUGAAUUUAAUUUUUUUUUUUCCAAUAUACUGAAUCUUAUGGAAUCAAAUUUUCCUGCUUUC
Elaeis guineensis (African oil palm) is the source of this 1296-nucleotide messenger RNA. Its product is annotated as alkaline ceramidase. Gene Ontology annotation, molecular function: hydrolase activity, acting on carbon-nitrogen (but not peptide) bonds, in linear amides. Lineage: Eukaryota; Viridiplantae; Streptophyta; Magnoliopsida; Arecales; Arecaceae. The record is from RefSeq and is a predicted model, not a curated record. Gene Ontology annotation, biological process: ceramide metabolic process; response to salt stress; defense response to other organism. Gene Ontology annotation, cellular component: membrane.